AGCAGUAACCUUAACUUCAUAUCAAGCUAGCAUGGCAUCCAAACAAAUACAUGAGCCCGGCACCGCUGACGGCUGGCAUGGCAUCAUUCCCAGCAGCGCCUUCCCCGCCGACCCCAGCCGCUACCACCUGUACAUCGGGCUGUUCUGCCCGUUCGCGCACCGUGUCAACUUCGUGCGCCACCUGAAGGGGCUGACCAGCAUCCUGCGCACCAGCGUCGUCAAGCCGUACCCGAAGGGCGACGCGAAGGGCUGGCCGGGCUGGCGGUUCCCGGCCAGCGACAGCGAGUACGCGGGAGCGACGGUCGACCAUUUGUUCGGCGAGGACUACCUGCACAAGGUGUACUUCCGGGCGGACCCGGACUACAAAGGCCGGUACUCGGUGCCAUUGCUGUGGGAUACGAAGAGCAACACGGCUGUUGCAAAUGAAAGCAUCGCCAUCCUGCGCUGGCUCCCGCAAGCCUUCAACGCGCACCUCCCGCCCGCUCUCGCCGCUAUCGACCUAUACCCCCCGCACCUCCAACCCAAGAUCGACGCUAUCAGCCCGUGGCUCCAAUCCGACCUGAACACGGGGGUCUACAAGGCAGGCUUCGCCGAGACGCAGGAGGCGUACGACGAGAAGGUGAUCCCAGUGUUCGGGGCGCUAAAUAAAAUGGAGCGCAUCGUGGCGGCGCACGGGGGCCCGUUCGUGCUGGGCAAGGAGAUGACGGAGCUGGACGUGCUGCUGUACGCGACGCUCAUCCGCUUCGACACCGUCUACGUGCAGCACUUCAAGUGCAAUCUGGGCACCAUCCGCCACGAUUACCCCGUACUGAACAAUUGGCUGAAGGGGAUGUACUGGGACGUGCCGGCGGCGCGCGCGAGUACCGAUUUCCGCCACAUUAAGGAGAAUUAUACGAAGAGUCACGAUUUUAUCAACCCCCGGGCCAUCACGCCGGUGGGGCCGUACCCGGAUGUCGAGGAGGGGGUGGAGCGGGACUGGGAGCGGCUGAGCGUCGGAGGGGUCAAGCAUCCCAAGGUGUUGGAGUAUGAGGCUAGCAUUCCAGAUUGAGCGGAGUAGGAGGUAGUGAGG
Molecule: messenger RNA, 1069 nt
Organism: Aspergillus saccharolyticus JOP 1030-1
Lineage: Eukaryota; Fungi; Ascomycota; Eurotiomycetes; Eurotiales; Aspergillaceae
Product: putative cell wall organization protein/glutathione transferase (Gto3)
Exons: 3
Coding region: 32-1048 (338 amino acids)
Cellular component (GO): cytoplasm
Molecular function (GO): glutathione transferase activity
Source: RefSeq, a predicted model, not a curated record